This is a messenger RNA of Lactuca saligna, 2110 nucleotides long. NCBI's taxonomy places the organism in Eukaryota, Viridiplantae, Streptophyta, Magnoliopsida, Asterales, Asteraceae. The record is from the annotation of a GenBank genome assembly.
CCUAAAUGUAAGUCAUGUCACGCACCCAAGCAGCCACCAUAAAUAUAGGCUUGCUGGUAUGCCUUUCUUUAUCAAAAUGACAAUCACUACUUUUGACGUCACAGUUGUUCCAAAAAGAUUUCGUGACCUUCGAGUUUUGUUGAUAGAAUCUGAAAAAAGUUCACUCGAUCAGCAUGCAUACAUGCUUUCACAUAAUUCUUAUCAGGUUACAACCACAUCUGAAGUGGCUACAGGAUUAUUAAAGAUACUGAAUGGAGAAUUGUAUGAUUGUGUCUUGAUAGAUGCUGACAUAAGUGAAAUGGAUAUGGUGGAUUUUCUCCAUCAAACUUUUAAGCAUCAACCUCAUUUAUCUAUAAUUAUGAUGGCUUCCCAUAAUACUCACAUGCGACUCCUUAAGGAAAUUGUAGAAAAUGAGGCGGUUUUAUAUCUCCCAAAACCAUGUGGUCAUAAGGAGAUUUGCAAUAUUUGGAAACAUGUUUGUAGAAAGAUAAUAUCAUUUGAAGGAUAUAACUACUCAAUUGAAGAAUCACCUGAAGGAAACCAAGAGCCCAACAUCUUCAAGAGGGUUGAUCAGAUAAUUAAGCAAUCAACAAAUCUCAACCCCAAAUUUAUCAAUAACAACUUAUCAUCAAAAGGUUUCACUCAAGAAGGACUAAACAUUAACUCACUGGAGUAUAAUGACAUGUUUAAGCGGACAAAUGACCAACUUGUUGAAGAUGAAAAAUAUUAUAAAAAGACAUUUGAUACCAAGAAGCGGAUUUCAUGGACGAGUGUUCAUCACAAAAAGUUUGCUGAGGCAACCAAUACACUUGGGAAACAAAAAGCUGAUCCUUCUGCAAUUCUAGAGGUGAUGAAUGUUUCGGGACUCACACGUAGUCAGAUCGCGAGCCACCUAAAGAAAUACCAAGAAAAUCAAAAGAGUAUCAAGAAGCCAACCUUGAUACCACAAAAGAAAAAGAAAGUAGAGAGAUAUGCUUACAACAUAUGUGGGCAAUCGACCCCAACUAAUGAUUAUGAAUCCAUCCCUCAAUCCAGUAACAUCCAGCCACCAUUGACGCUUAAUUCUAUAGGAAUGUCUUACAUGACCAUAAACAACAUCAAGGCUCGACUGCAAAGAGCACCUCCGUUACCUAUACCACAACCCAAAACCACCAUUAAUAACUCUUAUAGUGAUCAAUCAACAGAUCAUAGUUUUUGUCGUACUUCUUUGGGUGAAACAAGCAAGAACAUUACUUUUGGAUUAGUUGAAAGCUGUAACGGUUUUAUUGGUCAAAGAAAUGAAGUUCAAAUGACAAGAGAUACUUAUGAAAGUACAACAGGGCUACUAAAGGAUGGUGAAACUAUAGCAAUGACCACGAUGGAUUUUGGUGAAGUUGUGGCUCCGGUAGUUGCAACUAGUUCACUGACACCGCUAAAUUAUUCAGGAACUUCAAUAGAAAAAUCGGUCUCUAGAAUGGCACCUUCAUAUUAUGGUUUAGGAACUGGGAUGCAACCAUUAGAGGGUUUUGCACUUGGUGGAGAAAACUAUGAUCUUAAGAUGCACAAGAUGUCAAAUGUGUUUGGGAUGAUCAAUUCCAUUGGUGGUCACACUUUAGCUUCAUCAAAUCAUAAUUAUCUUAUUCACUCUCAAGAUUUGCAAGGAAAUAAUGAGAAUUUAUCUCCAAAAUUUCUACGUACACCAACUGAUCAUGACGAUGUGGGUGAAGAAAAUAUCAGGCAAGCACAAACAUUGCCACCUUUCAACUCUCUUGGAUUGGUGGAUGGGAUUAAACGUACAACCAUGGAAAGUGAUAUGUUUGCAGAUGAAACCCAGUUUUAUCUUGAUAUGACCGUGAAUCUUCUUGAUGAACUUGAUGAUGAUUUAAUAAAUGGACCAUGGUAGUUUUCAUCAUCUAUCACCUCUUCUUUAGCCUAGUCAUAUGUUCAUCACUUCACAUGUCAAUGUGAUGGAACAUAUCAUUUUAAUAACCUUCUAAUAAUUUUAUGUAAAAUUAAUAUGUCCUUUUGAAGUACUGCGACAAAGAUAGGAUUAUUGUCAGUUGUAUGUUCUUAUAAUUAUGUAGAAGACUUAUGUUGAUGUGGGGUUAUGUGUUUGAUCGAAAAUUAUGUU